Messenger RNA from Triticum urartu, 881 nucleotides. RefSeq lists its product as uncharacterized. Lineage: Eukaryota; Viridiplantae; Streptophyta; Magnoliopsida; Poales; Poaceae. The record is from RefSeq and is a predicted model, not a curated record.
GCUUAGAACUCAUCUCAUCUUGCAAGAGUACACACUUCCAUAAAACACACACAAUGGUAGGCACAAAGCUAGUAGCCCUCGGCUAUGUUGUCCUCUUGAGCAUUGGACUGGCCAAUGCUGCAAGGGUGGUUAGAUUCGGCAGUGGAAGCGCCACGGGAACGGGGGCGGGAGGAGGAGAGGGUGGGGGAACUGUAAGUGGUGGUGGCUCGGGUGCUGGGAGUGGAACUGGGUCUGGCGUGAGUUCUAGUAGUGGUAGCCAUGCAAGCGGUGGAGGUGGAGGUGGCGGCGGAGGCGGUGGCCAAGAUGGUGGAACUGGAUAUGGUAGCGGGUCCGGCUCUGGCUCUGGUUCCAGUCAAUAUAGUCAAGGAUCUUCAUAUCCUUAUGGUGGUGGCUAUGGUGGAUAUACUAGCGCUGGUGGUGCCGGUGGUGGCGGUGGUAGAGGGAAAGCUAGUGGUUAUCAAGGAUCUAGUGGAUAUGGGGCUGGUAGUGGCACUGGUUCUGGCUCAGCUACAGCUACUAACAAUUGGUAUAGACAAGGUAGUACAAAUGCAGAUGCUGGUGGAAACGGUGGUGGCAAUGGAGGAGGAAGAAAUGGUGGGAGUGGUGCAGGCAAAGGUGCUGGAUCUGGGUAUGGCAAUGCCAACCCCUAGUCCCCUUCAUGUGAGGAAUCUAAAAAAAUGGAGCCCAACCUACUGUACUAUGUCAAAUUGAUAGCUUUGACUCUUUUUUUCAUUUAUUUGUUAUCAUCUUACAUAUUAUCAAAUAAGGGCUUCAUUGUUCUAGUGGAAAAUGUACUAGUGUUCGUGAUAUAUUCCAAGAAUGUUAAUUGUCAAUGUAUCACUAUUUAUAUGUAUUAAGUUAUAUACCAUCGGUUUGGCCAA